AGGAAAAAGAAUAUUCUCUCUUAUUUUUAUAACUUUCCAAUAUUCCUCUCAAUUUCACAGUCAUGACUGUCAUGACCCCCGCCCCAAUCGAUCAACAGGAAGACGAGGAAAUGCUUGUGCCACACUCUGAUUUGACCGACAAUCACCAGCCCAUGGAAGUUGUAUCCCAAACCGAGACUGUAAAUACUUUGGAAAAUCAACCAGUGGAGGAUCCUCCUUCAUCAAGAUUCACUUGGAAGAUUGAUAACUUCUCUAGGCUAAACACUAAGAAGCACUAUUCUGAUGAUUUUGUCGUUGGUGGUUAUAAAUGGCGAAUAUUGAUAUUUCCGAAGGGUAACAAUGCGGAUCAUUUGUCUAUGUAUUUGGAUGUUGCUGACUCGGCAAGUUUACCCUAUGGGUGGAGUAGAUAUGCACAGUUCAGUUUGACAGUAAUUAAUCAAAUUCAUAAUAAAUUUUCAGUCAGAAAAGACACACAGCAUCAAUUUAAUGCAAGAGAAAGUGACUGGGGUUUUACAUCCUUUAUGCCCCUUGGCGAGUUAUAUGAUCCUUCCAGAGGGUAUCUUGUGAAUGAUACUUUGAUUGUUGAAGCAGAGGUUGUUGUCCGUAAAAUUGUGGAUUACUGGGCAUGUGACUCAAAGAAAGAAACUGGUUAUGUCGGUCUUAAGAAUCAAGGAGCAACAUGUUAUAUGAAUUCUCUGCUCCAAACUCUUUAUCACAUUCCUUACUUCAGAAAGGCAGUUUAUCACAUGCCUACAACUGAAAAUGAUAUGCCAUCUGGAAGCAUUCCUCUUGCUCUGCAGAGUUUGUUUUACAAACUCCAGUACAGUGACAACAGUGUUGCAACGAAAGAGCUGACCAAAUCUUUUGGAUGGGACACAUAUGAUUCUUUCAUGCAGCAUGACAUUCAAGAACUUAAUAGAGUUCUAUGUGAAAAACUUGAAGAUAAAAUGAAGGGAACUGUUGUGGAGGGCACCAUACAGAAAUUGUUUGAAGGCCACCAGAUGAACUACAUUGAGUGCAUUAAUGUGGAUUAUAAAUCUACAAGGAAGGAGUCAUUUUAUGACCUUCAGCUUGAUGUUAAAGGCUGUCGAGAUGUUUAUGCUUCUUUUGACAAGUAUGUAGAAGUUGAACGUCUUGAGGGUGAUAAUAAAUAUCAUGCUGAGCAAUAUGGAUUGCAGGAUGCUAAGAAGGGCGUGUUGUUCAUUGAUUUCCCUCCAGUCCUUCAACUUCAGCUUAAACGAUUUGAAUAUGAUUUUAUGCGAGACACCAUGGUCAAGAUUAAUGACCGUUAUGAGUUCCCUUUGCAACUUGACCUUGACCGAGAUGAUGGAAAAUACUUAUCACCAGAAGCUGAUAGGAGUGUUCGGAAUCUUUACACGCUUCACAGUGUCCUCGUUCAUAGUGGUGGUGUGCACGGUGGACAUUAUUAUGCAUAUAUCAGGCCAACUCUUUCUGAUCAGUGGUAUAAAUUUGAUGAUGAAAGAGUAACCAAAGAAGAUAUGAAAAGGGCACUAGAGGAGCAGUAUGGUGGGGAAGAGUUACCACAGACGAAUCCUGGAUUCAAUAAUACUCCUUUUAAAUUUACCAAAUAUUCAAAUGCGUACAUGCUUGUGUAUAUACGAGAAAGUGACAAUGUCAAAAUAAUAUGUAAUGUGGAUGAGAAGGAUAUUGCUGAACAUCUUAGGGAGAGAUUGAAGAAAGAACAGGAAGAAAAAGAACAUAAAAAGAAAGAGAAGGCAGAGGCACACCUUUACACUAUCAUAAAGGUUGCACGAGAUGAUGACCUUGCAGAGCAGAUUGGCAAGGAUAUUUAUUUUGAUCUUGUGGAUCAUGAUAAAGUCAGGAGUUUCCAUAUUCAAAAGCAGACGACUUUCAAUGUGUUUAAGGAAGAGGUUGCUAGAGAGUUUGGUGUACCAGUGCAAUUUCAGCGAUUCUGGUUGUGGGCCAAGCGUCAAAACCAUACCUACCGUCCAAACCGACCAUUGACACCUUUGGAGGAAACACAAUCGGUAAUAUUUCUCACCGUCGGAGCCUUGAGGGAGGUAUCAAAUAAGGUUCACAAUGCAGAACUAAAGUUGUUCCUCGAAGUUGAGCUUGGACUGGUAAUUUGGUUUAGCCUUUCUAAUCAGCAUGUUUCUUCUUUGAUGCUUGAACUCUGUCCAAUGGUGUUUUCAUUCAGAUCUUCAUUCUCACCCCCAAAACUAAAAUUAAGAGAUCCAAACAGAUUGACCUGAUUUGGUUCUAAAAACUUUCUAGUGCAAAAAAGUUAUCUGUUGUUACAGUAGGAAGGAAUAGAAGUUA
Molecule: messenger RNA, 2301 nt
Organism: Hibiscus syriacus
Lineage: Eukaryota; Viridiplantae; Streptophyta; Magnoliopsida; Malvales; Malvaceae
Product: ubiquitin carboxyl-terminal hydrolase 12-like
Exons: 18
Coding region: 63-2234 (723 amino acids)
Biological process (GO): protein deubiquitination; regulation of protein stability
Cellular component (GO): nucleus; cytosol
Molecular function (GO): cysteine-type deubiquitinase activity; cysteine-type endopeptidase activity; protein binding
Source: RefSeq, a predicted model, not a curated record